AUGGUCGAACCGGUUGUUAACAUACCAUUCCAUUACGGAACAGAUCAUACCGUAGGGCAGGAACUGCAUGAAGAAGUUUAUGUAACGCCGGAUAAAACUGCUGUCAAACGGCUUUCCAUUGGGACCCACUCUUGUUUUUCUAAAAUGUCGUCAAAGGAUAGCAAAUACUCUUCAGACAAAUACAACUCAAACAACACAUCAAAUAAUAAUAAUUGGAAACAAAGUUUCGGUCAAAACAAGUCGACUAACGAUAAUAAAAAACUACCGGUGCUCGGAGUGGACACAUACCUUAUCGGACACGGCGGACAACUCAACGGCGGCGUCACCACCAGAGUAUAUUUAUCGACUCGCACGGGCACGUGGAUAUCAUACAGAGUGGGUCCCAAUGGAAAGCCGUUUGACAGCAGUUUUAUCCGGCGUUACAUAAACUUCUUCAUGCAGUUCCUGCCCUACGGUAUGAUCUGUUCCGUAAUGGAAUGGUAUGUUAACAACCGGUUCGACCAUCACGACUACCAACUAAAGCCCAAACACCGGUUCCUAUCGCAACAUAUUAUGGUUAACGACGCCCUCCCCAACCGCAUACUGUCCGGUACUGUCGUUGUUAAGCCAAAUAUAGACAGGUUUACACCCAAUGGGAUCAUAUUUAAGGAGAACAAUCGUUAUGUGAAAUACUUUGAUUUAUACGGGGACACAUUUGGCUACGAGAAGUACGUCAAGUUUCGACACGAUGUCAUACAACUGGAGCCCAAUGGGGACUAUGAGAGCACCGGCAGGUGGAAGAUAACUACUAAGGAUAACAACAACGGCGGACAAGUGACGGAACACGUGUUCGAUGGGGUAAUGGUGUGCACCGGACACCACGUGACACCUCUGGUGCCCACGUUUCCGGACCAACACCUGUUCAAAGGACAGGUAGUUCACACGCACUCAUACAAAAAGCCCGACCCCUACACGGAUAAGACAGUAGUGGUUGUAGGGAUAGGAAACUCUGGUGGUGACGCCGCCGUUGAGUUGUCCGCCGUGUCCGAUAAGGUAUAUUUAUCGACUCGCACGGGCACAUGGAUAUCAUACAGAGUUGGUCCCAAUGGGAAGCCGUUUGACAGCAGUUUUAUCCGGCGUUACAUAAACUUCUUCAUGCAGUUCCUGCCCUACGGUAUGAUCUGUUCCGUAAUGGAA
Molecule: messenger RNA, 1176 nt
Organism: Oppiella nova
Lineage: Eukaryota; Metazoa; Arthropoda; Arachnida; Sarcoptiformes; Oppiidae
Source: the annotation of a GenBank genome assembly